AUGUCACAGCUUAUUCUCAAACAAUCUGUCUUCAAAAAUCUCCUCAGACACACAAACAACGUUCGGCUGUUGUCAUCUACACCGACCUAUCCGUUUAAGCUGAUUGAGCAUCUUCUCACCGUCCGAUUCUCUAUAUACGAUGAUGAUGAUCGUGUGACAUGUUGGUCUACAUAUAAUAUGCCAAAUAGCUGCAAGCAAAAGAGAAUCAUGAUCAAUGACAAGAAACUCAGGGAGGAGUUUACUGAUGCGAUGACUUGUGGAUUCACACAUAAUGGAUCAUUGAGAUUCCAUGAAACCACCGGUAAUGAUAAUACCGUACGUAUCGUCAUCGAACACGAGAAGAACUUGGAAGCGGAAUCAACAUAUCGUAUGAGAAAGUAUCUACCUCCUUUACCUAGUGGUUCCAAAAUCCUGAACCUUGCCAUGUCCUCUUUACCCGAGCGAGAUGAAGAUUGGGCCGUGUGUGUCAAGUUCCAGGGAUCUCGGUUAAGUCUCUAUAGGCAUAGGCCUUCUGGAAAAUCUGAAUGGAUCAACAUCAAACCAAUGCAUGAGUCUAUAAGCCCUUUCUCGAGUAUUAUGUUCUCCAAGAAAGAUCAAAAGUUCUACGUUCCAUCACCUGGAGGCAAAAACUUGUUCGCUUUGGAUCCCCACUUCAAGGAAGAAGAAGUCAAGCCCAAAUUCUUUUACCUCCAGUUCGAAAAACUUGCAAAGCUGGUGGUUGGCGAGUUGGAUGAUUUGAGUUCGUGUUCCAGGACAGACCACCUUGUGGAAUCACCAACCGGCGAGCUUUUCCUCGUCAAGUGGUACGGUGAUGACGUGGAUUAUGAAAACAGCAACCUCGGGGUGACAUCACUAAUACACAAAACCCAACAGUUCAUGGUGUUUAGAGAGUUUAGAGAGGAAGAAACAAAGAAUCUAUAUUAUAUAAAAGUUGAGGCUAUAAGCCUCUGA
Microthlaspi erraticum is the source of this 951-nucleotide messenger RNA. The record is from the annotation of a GenBank genome assembly. NCBI's taxonomy places the organism in Eukaryota, Viridiplantae, Streptophyta, Magnoliopsida, Brassicales, Brassicaceae.